CCAUAGCCCCACCCCGGCAGUGCCACUAAAUACGUCCUUCCGCUUCCUUCUCUCUCUUUCUCCGCCAUCGAGGUGCGUGCGUUCGCCUCUCCUUCACCAUGUCUUCCCACAAGACUUUCAGGAUCAAGAGGUUCCUGGCCAAGAAACAAAAGCAGAAUCGGCCCAUUCCCCAAUGGAUUCGGAUGAAAACUGGUAAUAAAAUCAGGUACAACUCGAAGAGGAGACAUUGGAGAAGAACCAAACUGGGCCUAUGAGAAAUCACACAUGAGAGAUGACUCACAUAUUUAUGCUGUAUCCAGGUUGCCUACACCUUUAAAUGAUUGAAAAGAUGCUACUGUCUGGACAGUUGGGGCAUUUUAAUUGGAGAAUUAAUGGACUUGUGAUUUUGCUCUGUUGAUCCCCCCCCCUGCAAUAGUAGGAUGGUUCAGUAAUAAAUAUGUGAGACCUUUUAAA
Eptesicus fuscus (big brown bat) is the source of this 453-nucleotide messenger RNA. It is a transcript of the gene RPL39, whose product is annotated as ribosomal protein L39. The record is from RefSeq and is a predicted model, not a curated record. The transcript is spliced from 3 exons. Gene Ontology annotation, biological process: translation. Bases 99 to 254 code for a protein of 51 amino acids. NCBI's taxonomy places the organism in Eukaryota, Metazoa, Chordata, Mammalia, Chiroptera, Vespertilionidae. Gene Ontology annotation, molecular function: structural constituent of ribosome. Gene Ontology annotation, cellular component: ribosome; cytosolic large ribosomal subunit.